AUGCUCGAGUCUCUCUGGACUUGGGACGUCAUACCAGCUGUCGGUGCUUUUCUUGACGCUUCUGUCUCGCCUUUAGAUGCCUAUAUUGGAUACAGUGGUCGAGACUUUGCAGAGGACAAUGGUACUGUGAUCUUACCAUUCGAUCGGAUUCCCGCCGUGGAAUCGAAUCAAGAAGGAGACCCGAACGAGCUCAUUGCCAUCUUCGCUGCUGAUAAAUACGCUUGUGCCAAGGGUGUGGCCAUCUUCAUCACCACCACCACCUUGGGCCCAGGAGAGCAGUCUGCCUAG
Penicilliopsis zonata CBS 506.65 is the source of this 288-nucleotide messenger RNA. RefSeq lists its product as hypothetical. The record is from RefSeq and is a predicted model, not a curated record. NCBI's taxonomy places the organism in Eukaryota, Fungi, Ascomycota, Eurotiomycetes, Eurotiales, Aspergillaceae. The transcript has 3 exons. The coding region runs from base 1 to 288 and encodes 95 amino acids.